AUGGACGACGACAGAGCCAAAGAAGAAGUCUCGCUGCUGUCCGAGUUCUACACCGAUGAUGGUGACCACCACACACAAUCACCCCCCACGCCGCCUCCGGACUUUGACAUCAAAAAUGAGGAAGGCGAACUCACACGAAGCCAGACUACAGUCGGCUCCGUGAAGUAUCUACUCGGUCAAAUCAUACUUCUAAUUAAGACUGCGCUGCUAUCACUCGUCCCCAGCUUCAUACCGCGAUAUGGCUCCACGGCAAGGGAACCUCUAUCAGACAGGAGGCUGUCACCGACAGCAUAUCUAGAUGGCUUACGAGGUAUUGCAUGCUUCGCGGUCUUCCUCGUUCAUUUCGUCCACAACUGGUUUCCUGGCCUGAACCACACCUAUGGCGCCUCGCCAGCCGAUAAUCACAUCUUCCAAAUGCCCAUCAUCCGCGUCAUCAUGGGGGGAGAAGCAGCUGUCUCGACAUUCUUUGUGAUCUCGGGAUACGCCUUGUCGUAUCGAGCGCUGAGCAAAAUCCAGGAGGGCAAUAAAGUCGAGUCUUUGGAUGUCCUAUCCAGCUCCACUUUCCGAAGAUGCAUGCGAAUCUAUCUCCCCUGUGGUGUAAACACCUUCAUUUGCAUGCUCUUGCAGUACAACGGUUUGUUUACUCCAGACCCGUUGAAGUGGAACACCAUUCCACCCCAAUUGCCCACCUUCCUGGCCCAGCUGCAAGACUGGUGGAGCCAUCAGAUGGUGUUGAUGUAUCCUUUUCAUGACGUGGAAUCGGGCCCGUACUCGCCACCUUACAACGGUCACAUGUGGACAAUCCUGCUGGAAAUCCGCGGGUCCUUCGUGGUAUACGGGACCGUUCUCGCUGUCUCGAAACUCACUCCCUUUUGGAGGGCGGCGUGCUUGUUCGCUUUUGAUUCCUACCUAUGGUAUAUGGCCAAGUGGGAUCUGUUCCUCUUUGUCAGUGGCAUCAUUCUUGCGAACUUGGAUAUUCCGCGACACGUCGCCGCUAAGCGGGGCAACCUUCCACCGGCGGUUCCGGAAGGCGAGGUUUACCUGCCCACCCACGAGCCGGGAAUGGUCCAGAUGACGAUCGAGACGCCCAAGCAUCAUCAUUUCCUCUCGAAAGUCAUGCAAUUCAAGCAAAAAAACUCGGCUGGCUUCCAUCAAGUUACCGGUCCGAUCUUCCUAGUUGUACGGAUGUUUGCCCCUUACAUACUCUUCAUAGUCGCCCUCUGGCUCCUCUCCGUCCCCCACGUCCCUUUCGGUAACGACUUCCUGUUCUCCUUUGUGCCCGCAAGAUACGCCACCAUCCACGCCUUCUUUGGCAAAGAGAACGCCGCGAUCCGAAUCAUCGGCUCCGUCAUGCUCGCAUUCUGCCUCUCCCUCUCGCCCGCCUCGCCGCCACGCAGCGACGCUCCCGAAUCCGACGAGGCGCCGCCGCCGCCGAGCCUCUUCAGCCGCGUACUCGCCUCCUGCCGGAACUUCAACCUGCAGUGGCUCUUUACGAACGCCUUCUCGCAGUACCUCGGCCGCGUGUCCUUCGGCUUCUACCUCAUGCACGGCCCGGUCCUCUUCUGCAUCGGCACCAAGAUCCUCACGCCGGCCGCGAACGCGUGGAACGCGAACCACGACGAUCGCGCCUACCAGCUCAGCUUCGCGAAGGCGGUGGUGGUCAACACCAUCUGUGUCUUCUUCGCAGCGGAUUGGUUCGCCCGGGUGGUGGACGAGAGGUCGGUCAGGUGGGCAUCGGCUGUGGCCAGGUUCAUGUCUCGCAAGGCGAAGACCGUCGCUGCGUCCGGAUCUUGA
This is a messenger RNA of Drepanopeziza brunnea f. sp. 'multigermtubi' MB_m1, 1794 nucleotides long. RefSeq lists its product as uncharacterized. NCBI's taxonomy places the organism in Eukaryota, Fungi, Ascomycota, Leotiomycetes, Helotiales, Drepanopezizaceae. Gene Ontology annotation, cellular component: membrane. Gene Ontology annotation, molecular function: acyltransferase activity, transferring groups other than amino-acyl groups. Gene Ontology annotation, biological process: polysaccharide biosynthetic process. The record is from RefSeq and is a predicted model, not a curated record.